AUGGACGGCGGAUAUGCGACCUAUGACGAGGACUAUGCAAUCGAAGAUGGCGACGAAGCUUGCAGUCUCCUGCAGGACUCUCGUCGCCGGACCCCACUCCACAUCAACAACUACCUCACCCAAAUGGAGAAGCUACAGAAACAGCGCAAACAACGGCAGCGCCAAGUGCGGUACCUGUCGGCGGCACUGGGAUUUGUCACGCUGUGUGGCGUGGCGUGGGCUCGGCAAUCCCAUCUCGAAGUCGUCACUGUGCUCUUUCCAGAGCCCCAGCAGGCGAACUUUGUACCACCAUCAACCAUUUGCGACACUCGGCAGUGCCUCGAUCUCGUGCCUCGCUCGGCACUUGACUUGAAGUCGCCAACUUGCGAUUCUGUCGAGCCUGCUCUAUACGAGAACCUCGCGAGAUACGUGUUCGAUGCCCACUAUGCAAACGUGUGGCGUCACGACCCAACCAUGCAAUGCAGCAAGCCAAGUGUGCUCAAUUUUACAGCCACUGCCGUCCCCGAUACACGCUUUGAUUUGUGUCGACAUCACUCCUCAAACGUAGCGAUUGAAGCUGUGGGAAUGUUUGGCACCUCUGGCAAUGUGGAGCUGGCCAAGGCCAUCAUUGUCUCGCGCGCAGCCACGGCCGCAAUUGGCACUCCAACGUUCCUGUCGCACGUGUCGGAAAAGUGGAAUCGCAGCAGACUGCAGGGAUUGCCCAAUGGGGUGAUUAACCCCGUCCACGACGAUGGGAUUUGGCUGACAGUCUACUUUCCCAUCGACUUUGCGUCCGAGUUGAACGUGGAAGUUCGCCGCAAAGAGAGUGCCGACGCCGCCCCGGUGCAGAUCUCAACGACCGUUGCAGUGCCUCCCCAAACAGGUCUUGCAGCUGUUCGGCUCGAUCGCCAAUUGCACCAAGGGUGGCCUGCGGGGGAAUACGUCGUUGCCCUUACAACCAACGACGACGCAGACACUGAGCAGAUCGUGCCAUUUACAGUGCUGCCCACUUCUGCUAUCGGACAGUACGCCGUCUUUCGAGAAAAAUACGAUCUUGUGUGGCCAUCCCCUGCGAAUGUAAAUGCCACAGACAGUGACAUGUGUGCAUCCGCGUCGGAAAAUCUCACGGCGUACUGUGCCUGUCAACGGCGCCAGCGUCAACACUAACACUUUUACAUGAGAUUCAU
Molecule: messenger RNA, 1166 nt
Organism: Aphanomyces invadans
Lineage: Eukaryota; Oomycota; Saprolegniomycetes; Saprolegniales; Verrucalvaceae
Exons: 2
Coding region: 1-1146 (381 amino acids)
Source: RefSeq, a predicted model, not a curated record